UGGCUAAACGUGGUAUGUUGUGUGAGCAGUGAAGGCCUGUGUGUUUACGUUUGUUACGUUAGAUUAAAUAGUUUUGUAGUAGAUAUCGGGUUUGUUCGAAGAGUAUGAGCCACGCGAGUUGCGGUUAAAAUGAGUGACAACCUCAACAAAACAACUGAAUCUUUAACGAAGGGUGACAAUAAUCCGGCUGUUCCCAUGCAUGAUUUUCUUUCCAAACCCAAUUUGGCGGCCUGUAAGAACGGUGGAAAAAUCUUGUUUGCCACAGAUGAUGGAUUUGCAGUAGCAGAAAACUUAUUAAAGGAAACAAAACCAGAGUGGCGUGAAGGAGUUUAUACAGAAUAUGGGAAAUGGAUGGACGGAUGGGAAUCCAGACGUAAAAGAGUUGCCGGACACGACUGGUGCAUUAUUAAACUAGGCAUUCCUGGUUGUUUGCACGGUUUUGACGUGGAUACGUCUUACUUUAUAGGGAAUUAUCCCCCAAGAGUAUCAAUCCAAGCGGCUGUUUUACCAACUGAACAAGAGGAAAAACUACCGAUUCGCCGAUCACAUAUAGGAAAUCAAGCUUAUUUGGAUGAAAUGGUGACGGUCAAUGCCUUGCACACAGAAUUGUGGGAAGAAGUUGUACCCAUGUCAGAAUUGAAACCUGGUACUCCUGAGACAUGCCACAACUAUUUCAGUUCGCAGAAUCGUAACGACAGGUUCACCCAUAUACGCCUUAAUUUGUACCCCGAUGGAGGUGUUGCGCGACUUCGCGUUUAUGGUUUACCGAAGUUCGACUGGACAACUGUGCCUACAUCUGAACGGGUGGAUUUAGUAGCUUUAUCAAACGGCGGAGAAUGUAUCGGAUUCAGUGAUGCGCAUUUUGGUAACCCUAAGAAUCUUAUUAGCCCUGGAAGAGGUACCGGCAUGUACGAUGGCUGGGAAACGGCUAGAAGACUGGACAGACCCUGUAUUCUUGAAGAGGACACAAAUGGUCAUUUAGUUGUUACGGGGAAAGAGUGGGCCUGUUUUCGACUUGGACACUGUGGUAUCGUCACUGCAGUAGAGGUUGAUACUCAUCAUUUCAAGUGCAACUUUCCUGACUAUUGCCUUUUGGAGGGCUGCUUCGCACCGGUCGGAGAGGAGGAAAAAUUAAUGAAAAUGGAAGGAGAACCCUGGAAGACUAUCCUGUCAAAUCAAAAGCUACUUCCCAAUAAACCACACUAUUUUUCAGGAGCCUCCAUGAUCCAGCCACACGGUACUGUUAAUCUUAUUCGUCUUGUUAUGGCUCCAGAUGGAGGAAUAAGUCGACUUCGAAUUUGGGGACACAUUCGUCCUUCAAAGAACGAAGGACCCGUGCGUGCUAACCACUCGAUUUGAAAUUGUGUAACCAAAAUUAUUCCAAAAUUCUUUCCACAACAGGUUUAUAACUUCACUGCCAUAGGGUAAUGAAACAUUUUAAAGUUUUUAUUCUAGGGGGAAAAAAUUGGCUAGUGGUUAAGUUAUUCAGAAGGAAAAGUUAGGUUCAGGCUGAU
Molecule: messenger RNA, 1514 nt
Organism: Daphnia carinata
Lineage: Eukaryota; Metazoa; Arthropoda; Branchiopoda; Diplostraca; Daphniidae
Product: allantoicase-like
Exons: 11
Coding region: 130-1359 (409 amino acids)
Biological process (GO): allantoin catabolic process
Molecular function (GO): allantoicase activity
Source: RefSeq, a predicted model, not a curated record